Galdieria sulphuraria is the source of this 1937-nucleotide messenger RNA. Its product is annotated as nucleoporin GLE1. The transcript is spliced from 2 exons. Gene Ontology annotation, cellular component: cytoplasm; nuclear pore cytoplasmic filaments; nuclear pore. Gene Ontology annotation, molecular function: inositol hexakisphosphate binding; phospholipid binding; translation initiation factor binding. The record is from RefSeq and is a predicted model, not a curated record. Lineage: Eukaryota; Rhodophyta; Bangiophyceae; Galdieriales; Galdieriaceae. The coding region runs from base 16 to 1881 and encodes 621 amino acids. Gene Ontology annotation, biological process: regulation of translational termination; poly(A)+ mRNA export from nucleus; regulation of translational initiation.
AGUCUGACCAUUCAAAUGUACGACCAUCCAACUAGUGUAGUGGACCAAAUUGUGGAAAGACUCAAGACACCCGUUGCAGGUAGAACCGAAACUCUGGAAGUCCUUACCUUUAAAUCUCCCUUAACGGUGUCUCAUUCAGAAACUCCGCCACGAGUGCUGUAUAGGAAAACAACAUCUUUCCCUGUAGUUAGCAAAUCGUCGCUUUCAAAGCCAGGGAAACUUCUAUCGAGAAAACUGAAACUGUCGCCGCCAAGUGACGAUAGUGAUAGUGAAACAGAAAGUGACACAACAGCUUUGCCUAGAAGAAAACUUUGUGUGAAUCUUUGUGAUUCUUUUGGAAUUUCAUCAGAAAACGGAAAUGAAGAAGUUACUUUCGAGGAAGAAGGAGACAAGAACAUUUGGCAGUCAAGUCCAGUAUUAAGCAAAUUGGAACAGCAACUCAAGUUGAAUAGAAUGCAGAUACAAGAAGAAUUUGCUACAGUAUUGAAUCAAACGUUGAAAAGCUCAGAAUUGGAGGAAGAAAAGCUGCCUGGAGGUUGGAAAAGGUUAGUGGAUGCUAUAGAAGAAAGAAAUCGAUUGCAAGCUGCCGAAGAAAGACGUCAGUGGGGUAAUAUUGAAAAGCAAAUUUUCAACUGGAAGGCAGAGCAGCAGAAGCGUGAUGAGGAACGGGUUAAUACGAAAGUGGAGCCAAGAAACAACAGUUCACAGAGUUCACAACCAGUUCAAAUUUCUUCCUUGUCGUUGCACACUGGAGACACUAAAGAUUCGGCUCUUAAGAAGAACACAGAACAUUCUUCGGUAGAGACUAAUGUGCAGUUAUCUGCUUCGAAGGAGUCGGUCGUCUCGAAUGCAGAGUCGAUCCGGAAAUUGUCUGACUCCCACAACGGGAAAAGCAACUCUGUUGUAUUGGCGAAUGUAGCUCAGUCUAGUCCGUACAAGGAACAAGUAGGAAUUGUAGGAGGUAGGAACAUUAUCACCAGUUCGUCUGCAUUGUUAGAAGCAUCCACCUGUUAUCAGUCUCUUGAAGAUUUACGUCAGACAGCAUCUAGCUUUUUGAAAGACGCUUCGACAGCUUCAUAUAGAUUGCAUUUAAAGAAGAGAAUCAAUUUGGCAGCCAACCAGAUUGCAGCCUCACAGAAACAAAUACUAAACAAGGCGUACGAUAUUGUCGACACUCUUCGUAAAGCUGGUCAGUCGAGCAAGGAAUCUCAAGCAUAUUGUUUUCUAUGCGUUAUAGAGAGAUUGGUAGAAGAGGGAGAAAAGCAAGUUGCCUUACAUGGAGAUUCUGCAUUUGCAAUAGCAGCUGUGAUUAUAGCCGUGACUGCAGAAUUUUCGGAGUUGAAGCAAUUGUUUCUUGCACAGUUUCAUAAUGUGUGUAUCUUUACAAUACCAGCAUACGCGAUGCGUUCAAAACAUGAUUCAGUUGAAAAAUACUGGCAGUCGAUGGGUUGGAAAGACGGUGAAACUCUGGAACGGUUCUAUGAAAGGAUGUCUGGAUAUUUAGCUUUACACGCUGCAGUUAUUCAAACAGAAAUUCCUUCAUUAGCGAACAAUUUGUUUGGGAUAGAUUCUGGGUGGACGUGGCUAGCAAGAGUAGUCAACAUGAAACCCAGACGUUUUACAGCAUUUGUAUUAAUAUCUUUUCUAGAAAUAGCAGGCUAUGCUCUCAAUAAGCACUAUGGAAGACAGUUUGAGAAACUACUUCGUCUUAUUCAAGGACAUAUACUGCCCAAUCUACCUUCCAAUGCCCCUCCGGGUCCCACUGCUCGGUUACAAUCAUUUAUCGAAGACUUUUAUAAUAACAAGACCAUCAAAGAACCCCAAGGUCGUCAACUUCCAACUACAGAUGCCGAAAACGAAGACUACUCGAAUGGGUUUUGAUAACUAUCCAUAUUUUGUUUAUUAUAGUGGACAUGUUUCAUUAGGAAUUGUAUAUG